Aspergillus pseudonomiae is the source of this 375-nucleotide messenger RNA. RefSeq names its product DUF2015 domain-containing protein. The transcript is spliced from 2 exons. NCBI's taxonomy places the organism in Eukaryota, Fungi, Ascomycota, Eurotiomycetes, Eurotiales, Aspergillaceae. Bases 1 to 375 code for a protein of 124 amino acids. The record is from RefSeq and is a predicted model, not a curated record.
AUGGCAUACUAUCUUCUAUACGUUUUGACAAUCUCUGUUGUGGUUUGCGGUACAGUCCUCUAUCUUACCCGGUCCCGUUGGUUGUCUUUAGUCCCACUUCCUGAUUACAUAUACGAUCGCCUACCUUCCAGUUUCGCCGAUGACCUAGAGGCGGGACUGACAUCGACGCAGUUUGACCUCUCCGCCAACAUUGCAGAUGGCGACACUAGGGCUGGGUUGGAUAACCAAGCUAAACGGCAAAUCAGGAAGAUCAUGAAACGCCAAAGGAUAGACUUUGAUGAAGCUCGCCGGAUAUAUACCGAGCAGCGUUUUGCUAAGAAUAACAUUGGUCCCGAUGGCCGGCCCAGGGACCCGAAAUUUGUUUCAUUCUCAUAA